GUGGUGUGUGGUGUGGUGUGGAGACACAGUGUCCCUCAGACAAUGGCCGGCCGGACGUCUGUGUUGUAAGUCAUGUUUUGUUGGUAACCCACUUGGCGAGGAACCCUCUGGCGGUCUUCAGGUUGGCCUGAUGAACAUCGCCGCAAUCAAUCACGCGCACCCAUGCAGUAUUCAAUGGCUGACUGACUUCGUGCAGACUCUUGCCGGCCCGCAUGUGUGUCCGGGUGGUGUUGGUCUGUGUCUGGUCCACUGCACCCACCCACAACGGAAACACGGGGAGGGGGGGACAGCUGAGGUUUUUUAUCGUCCUUCACGCAUUCAUGGCUACCCGGCUGUGGGCGGGUGACGAUGUGGCCGACAGGCUCAACCUGGGCAGUGCAGCGGAAUGCACAGCAGCCAGGUUAUUUGCUGCGCCGUCGCUGUGUCUCUUUCCCUUCCUUGCUUCUACCUACCCUGUGAGCGGGGGGUGUGGGCGCCUCCUCGGAUACUUCUGAUGUUUCGUUGCCCUUGCUGCUGGCUGUCUGAAGUCUCUCAGCGUCUGGGGCGGUGGCGUUGAGCUCAAUGGGCGGGGGUGUGGUGGCUGUUGUCAGGAUGCCGGGAGGGGCCGCCGCUGAGACAUAACACAUACAUAGUGACGACACGUGUUCGUGUGUGUUGUCUUCCGUCCUCACUUGUUGGGGGCGGUUUGGGGGUUGCAGGUGGUAGGGUGACGUUCCAGUUGACCACCUCCUUGCCCUGUUGCUGACCUGCGUCGCGCCCUGCCUGCCGCCCCGCCUCACGUGCUGCCGCCUCUGUCGCCUCAUCAGCCGCUGCUGACGCACCCGCCUCCCGACCUGACACAUGCCCACAACACAGACAUGGCGAUCUGUGGGGGUUUCUCCUUUCUGCGGCGUGUGUCUGUGCCCACCCACUCACCAGCUUGUCUGCCGAGGUGUUCGCCGGCUUGCCCGCCUGCUUCAUGGCCAGAUUGCCGACCUGCGGUGGCCCCCGCCUCGGCACCUGCGGACGCGCCGAUCUGAUAUGCGGGAUUGUGUACCGGGAACAGCGCAAAGGGGAAAGAGAGAGACAUGUAGAGACAUGUAAUGCUGCACCUACCUCUUUGGCCUCAGCCUGUGUGAGGGGUGCUUUGGUUGUGGUGGAUGUGGUGGUGGUUGUGGUGCUUGGCCUGUAUCCAAUGGAACAGCGCAGAGAGGGGGAGAGGGUGACACAGAGAAGCCGACACGGCAUUCAUGCUCACGACGACGUAGUGGUAGUGGUAGUGGUAGUUGUUGUUGGCUCUUCUUUCGGCGCCACGGUGAUCCCUGCAGACCACACACAGACAGGACACAAACAUAUCGGUGGGAUGAAGCCCUCACACCACACAUGGGUGUGGGAACGCACCGCCGAAGUGAGCCUGCCACUCUGCUUUGCUGACUUGGCCAUCCUUGUCCCCAUCCAAGGACUGUUUGGAACAAAGGAAACCAGUGGCGUCCUGGGGCUGUCACAUCUAUCUACAUCUGUGCGUACUUUGAACAGGGUGUCUACUUCCUCUGGGCUGCCGGCGAUACGCAGCUGCUGGGCCAACGCGUCUACCUCACCGUGGGUCAGAUUCCUGAAUGAUCCGCGCGCGCAGAGAAGCUGAUCCACAUGCGAGUGUCUCUUCCUCAUAUGUACCCGUCACUGUUUGCAUCCGCUGCUUUGAAGCUUUGUGACCACUGGUUGAACGCCCCCUCCAUCUCAUUUGUCAAGCGGUCAACCAUCUCUGUUUACAAACGAAACGAGCACCAACAGGAAGAUGCCCUCAUUGAUUACUGGUUCGUUCGUUCACAGACCUUUGGGUGGUGCGGUGGUCGAAGCCUUCAGGGCCUUGAGCUGAUGAAAUGAAAAAGGUGGAGGGAGGAAGGGAGAGACAUGUGAGACGCGUGCACAGAAGACCCCUGGCAGUGUGUGUAUGUGCCUCUUCGUCUGUUGGAAGCUUGUCUUUGUCGAGGGUAGGUUUGGUCACGAUCGGCCCGGCAGCGUUGUUCAGCUCCUCCUGGGCCUUGGCAGCCGCCUGCUCUGCCUCCACAGCCUGACGAGCCACACACACACACAGGAAGAGAAAGAGACACCAUCAAGACCACGGAAACAGCCCCAACAUCCGUCCGUAGCAUGUGUGUACCUUCCUCCGUUGUUCCUCCUCUUUGGCCUUCUGCUCGUCAAGCUCCCUCUUCGCACGCUCCUCGGGACUCAUUUCCUCCUCUUGAGCCUUCGACACCUGCUGGCCCUUGGCAGCCUCCUCGUGCACCUUUAACCUUCCCGCCAUGUCAUCUGCCGCCGUGCUGUUGCUGUUGCUGUUGCUGUUGCUGUUGGUGCUGCUCUCAGGUGGAGUCUCCUUGGGCGGGUGUGUGUUGGUGUCUGUGUGGGGGUGGGUGAUGAUUGGGUUGGGGCUGGUGGUUGUCGGUGGAGGGCUGGUGGUCGUUGUCGGGGGCACUGUAGUUGGCGGGGCGAAGUGUGCGUCCCAUUCGGCUUUGCUGAUCUUGCCGCUUUUGUCCUCGUCGAAGGCCUGAGAAGCCGAAGCCCCAUUAUUAUGCUUGGACAAUGGCCACAGAUGGCCAUCCAUCUUCUGUGCUGACCUUGAAGAGUGCAUUGAUUUCCUCUUGGCUGUAUGCGACGCCUAGGUGGCUGACCAACACAUCAAACUCAGCCUGAUCAAGGUACCUGCAACACACCACAACACACCACACCCACAUCGAGACAACAAUGAAGGACCAGAGAAGAAAAGUCGCUCCUCCGCCGUCCCUCGCCCGUCAUUGUUCUUGUCUGAGUCAUCGAAUGCCUUCGCCGGCUCCCUAUAUGUCGACGCAAGGGCGUCAUAAAAGUCUUUGAGCAGGUCUGCAGAGAGAGACAUCCACAUGUAUGGAUCACGUUCAGGCGAGAGCCACAAGAACAGACUCCGCACCUUUGAGGCUUGCGUGUGGGUGGACGCCCCAUGGUUUCCUGUUGUGGUGGUGCUCAAACAUCUCAAGCAGAUAACACGAGUGCAGCGUGUCGAUAUCGUCAUGCGCUAUGGAGUAAUUGAGGAAGCGCAUAAACCGGCUGCAGUAGUGCUGACGACAGACACCACCUUUAUGCCCACAACCAGCCCCGCAUCUUCUUGUCGCUUGCCCACCUCUCCUCGUGUGUGGUGCACUCUCAUGCAGGCUCCAUAGGCCAGGUCAGCCACAGGCUCGGACCGCAGGAGCCUGUCCAUCGUGUUGCUGCAGAACAGCGCCUCCCCCACAUUGGAACAGAACUUCCCGCCAUCCACACCCACGCCUAGCCUUCCGGCCCGCCCACGCGCAGCCGCAUACGCCCGCGCAAAGAACAAGCACCGGGGCUCCUCUGUGAACGACUCAUUGCAGGCCUUCCCCGCGGCCGCCUCAGCGGCCUUGAAAGCAGUCAGGUUCUGUUGGUUGAGAUCGUCGACGAUUUCGAGACACUCGGUCUCCAGGAAAUCAUCUUUGGUUGUGUUGCCGAAUAGGGCAUCCCAGAAUGACCAGUCAGAGGAUGUGUUUGACGAGAGGCUGGGCAGGAGAGCUGCUUGUGGCGAUGCUGGUUGGAGAGAUAAAGGUAGGGGAGCGUUGGGAGUGCUGGGAUCGAUGGUUUGGUCGGCAUUGAGCAAAGGGCUGGUGCGGGGAGACCUCAGGGAAGGGGAAAUGCAGCAUGCUGGCUGGACCUGAUGGAUGCAUAGAUGGAUGGGUGGAUGGAUGGAUGCACAGACAGACAGACUCAUUGUGGUGCGGUGUUUUUGUCGUACCAGGUAGACCGAUUGUAAGAUCAGCAGGAAAAAGAGGCUCAGCAGCCUUGCUGCAUCCAUGCUGCAACCAAUGGACCUCCGCCGCAU
Messenger RNA from Vitrella brassicaformis, 3844 nucleotides. NCBI's taxonomy places the organism in Eukaryota, Vitrellaceae. The record is from the annotation of a GenBank genome assembly.